Molecule: messenger RNA, 1152 nt
Organism: Verticillium dahliae VdLs.17
Lineage: Eukaryota; Fungi; Ascomycota; Sordariomycetes; Glomerellales; Plectosphaerellaceae
Exons: 2
Coding region: 1-1152 (383 amino acids)
Source: RefSeq, a predicted model, not a curated record
AUGGCGACCAGCACCGCGCGGCGCGCCUUCACGACAAGAUCAAGUUGCCGCGCACAGCUGCCGCACCCACCGCCACCCAAUACAAUGCCUCCCGUAUCCCAACAACAGGCCGAACGAGCCCUCCUCUCCAAACUCUCGACGCUGACACCCGGCCAACUCUCCACCCUCCUGUCCGCCCCGCCAGGCACCCUCCCGAGCGCUCCCUCACCACAGCCCGGCGGCGUCCCGCCUCCGCAGAGCCGCCUGCGCCGCUGGACGCUGCGCCUCGCCAUUGCCUUGCUCUCGCUCUACGUGGGCUACUCUGCCGGCGACGAGCUGUGCCACGUCGACCCGUGGAUCAGCACCCUGGCCCGCAUGAAGCUCUCUCACGACGACCAGGACGCGGAGGACAACCUGGCCCACGCCGGCGCGCUCCCCAUGGUGGCACGGACGCAGAACGCCAUGUUUUACCAGGCGGGCUACCCGCUCUCGCACCAGCUCCUCGACCAGUCCGACCGCGAGGCCCUCUACGCCAUGGCGGAAGAGACGGGCGUCGUCCGGACGUACCCCGCCGACGACCCCUCCGACACGACGCCGCUCUGCUGGCCCGCCCACGCCGAGCUGCCGCCGCACCUGCGGCCCGCGCACCUCGUGACGGGGCCCCUCAGCCGCGACGAGGCCCUCGGCCAAAUCCACCAGGUCUACCGCGACCCGCUCACCGGCCAGCUCUCCCUGCUGCUCACCUUUGGCGCCGACACCCAGGGCUUCCCCGGCGCCGUCCACGGCGGCGCCAUCGCCACCCCCUACGUCCUCGUCGUCGUCCGCAUGGACCCCAUGGACGACGCCGCCGCCGCCCGCCAUGAGGCCAAGCUCCGCCGCGCCAGGACGGUCAAGCCGUGGGAGCAGGCCGACGGCCGGGCGCACGUCGAGCCCCCGCGCGAUGCCGCGGGCGUGGCGGCCGCUGCACUGGCGACCUCGCCAGCGACUGCCGGCGGCGGCGACGGCGGCGGCGACGUCAUGUCGCCCGACGCCGCACGGCAAGACAAGACGCGCAAGGUGUGGGUCGUGGCACGCAUGGAGACGGCAACUACGGGCGCGUUGAUCUGCGAGGCCACGGGACUCUUUGUCGUCCCUAAAGGUGUGGACCUCAAGCCGGCGGACUGGCUAUGGUGA